Pistacia vera is the source of this 622-nucleotide messenger RNA. RefSeq names its product casein kinase 1-like protein HD16. Lineage: Eukaryota; Viridiplantae; Streptophyta; Magnoliopsida; Sapindales; Anacardiaceae. The record is from RefSeq and is a predicted model, not a curated record. The transcript has 3 exons. The coding region runs from base 120 to 431 and encodes 103 amino acids.
GUAGUUGUGACCUAAUUUGUGCAGGCACCCAGUAUACUCAACAGUCUUACAAAGUGAGUGACUCCUUUCCCUUCAAGUGGAUAAAUAAGAAGUGGCGAGAAGGGUUUCAUGUAACCUCAAUGGCAACUGCUGGAAGCCGAUGGGGUGUUGUUAUGUCUCGCAAUGCUGGCUUCAGUGAACAGGUUGUGGAACUGGAUUUUCUCUAUCCAAGUGAGGGUAUCCACAGACGAUGGGAUAGUGGUUAUCGAAUUACGUCAACAGCUGCAACUUGUGAUCAAGCGGCUCUUAUCUUGAGUGUUCCCAGGCGCAAACCUGGUGAUGAAACUCAGGAAACUUUACGUACUUCUCAAUUCCCAAGUACACAUGUUAAGGAAAAAUGGGCGAAAAAUCUGUAUCUUGCCUGUCUAUGCUAUGGGCGAACGGUAUCUUGAAAUCACCUAUUUGAAGGAGCAUGGAGGGGAUUUUGAUGCUUAUAUAAAAAAAGAAAAAGUGGUAGAUCUUGUUGAUCCCAUAUUCUCCUCUAAUUUUGCUGAAGAUGUAAAAAAUGGUAGUAGGUGAUUUAGUUGAGAAUUUUUAUUCACAUGUAAUGUUAUUAUAUAUUAUAUAUAUUUUUAUUCAACAA